Messenger RNA from Rosa rugosa (rugosa rose), 1387 nucleotides. Its product is annotated as mitogen-activated protein kinase kinase kinase 20. Bases 86 to 1138 code for a protein of 350 amino acids. The transcript has a single exon. The record is from RefSeq and is a predicted model, not a curated record. Gene Ontology annotation, biological process: protein phosphorylation. Lineage: Eukaryota; Viridiplantae; Streptophyta; Magnoliopsida; Rosales; Rosaceae. Gene Ontology annotation, molecular function: ATP binding; protein kinase activity.
AAUUGGCUGCUCAACUCAAUUUGCUUAUGUUUUCCUCCUCUCAAAGAAACCCAAAAAAUCCUCACAAACUAAUCUCAUAUCAACCAUGGAGUGGAUUCGAGGCCAGCAACUUGGCCGUGGAAGCUUUGCUACCGUCAGUUCAGCAAAACCCAAAAAUCAGUCUACUAAAACCCCACCAUUGAUGGCCGUCAAGUCUUCUGAAGCUUCCUUCUCUUCUCUGCUCAAGAACGAGAAACAAGUUCUCCACCAAAUCGGCUCCUGCCCGCAAGUCGUCCGCUGCUUCGGAGAUGAUCACACCUUCGAAAACGGCACGGCGUUCUACAACUUGUUCUUGGAGUACGCCAGCGGCGGCUGCUUGGCCGAUCAGCUCAAGAAAAACGGCGGCCGGUUAGCGGAGAUAGAUGUUAAACGAUAUGCCAGAGCAGUUCUUAAAGGCCUUCGCUUUGUUCAUUCAAAAGGGUUUGUUCACUGCGACGUAAAGCUAGCGAAUGUUCUUGUUUUUGAGAAUGGUGCGGCGAAGAUUGCCGAUUUCGGACUUGCCAAAAAAGCAGGGCCGACCGGAAACAGAGUCGAAGUCCGGGGAACUCCGCUGUACAUGUCGCCGGAAUCGGUGAACGAGCAAGAGUUCGAGUCGCCGGCGGAUAUUUGGGCUUUUGGGUGUUUAGUGGCGGAGAUGGUGACCGGGAAACCGGUCUGGAAUCAUGGGCCGGGCUCGAAUAUGUGCAAGCUUUUGAUGAGAAUAGGGGGAGAUGAGUCGCCGGAAAUUCCAGAAGAGUUGAGUGAAGAAGGGAAAGAUUUUCUUGGAAAGUGUUUUAUGAAGGAUCAGAGAAAGAGAUGGACGGCUGAGAUGCUCUUGGAACAUCCCUUUGUUAUUUCUGAUGAUACUGUUCCAUUGGAGGAUGUUGAAGACGACUUGUUCUCAUCUCCAAGAGGUCCUUUUGAUUUCCCUGAUUGGGUUUCGAUGACUAGUUCGGAAAUUUCACCAGAAUUUUCUGAGUUGGUGACAACUGAUUUGAAUUCCAGCUUUGAUUGGUCGUCGGAAACGAGUUCUAAUCCGGCGGCCGGUCGUUUGCGGCGGCUGGUGACGGAUGAGACACAUGAUUGGUCGGUUUCCGGGAGUUGGGUGGCUAUCAGGUGAUUCAACUGCGGUAGUUCUGGGGCAGAGUAGAAGCAGAGUUAGGACAGAGGAAAGCUUCAACUUGAUUUUUUUUUUUUUAAUUGACUGUAAAUAUUGGGUAGGACAAACACAGAUGAUUUUAACAGUCUGGUCUUACUUUGGAUGAUUGAGUAGAUCUGAUUGGUUCCAUGGUGGGUGACAAUACUGUACAGAAAUUUUUGAUACAUUGAGAUGAUAUUAAUCAGAUUAUUUUCCAGAAAAGUUGGCAGA